Messenger RNA from Caenorhabditis bovis, 294 nucleotides. The record is from the annotation of a GenBank genome assembly. Lineage: Eukaryota; Metazoa; Nematoda; Chromadorea; Rhabditida; Rhabditidae.
AUGCCGCGCUAUGUGAUGACGAAAUGCUCGUCGGACGGCGCGACGCGCCUCUACACGGAUCGACCGAAUCUGCGAACAUCGUCGCGUUCGUUGUCGGCGGAAGCGCGACGGCGUCGAACACGACUGACGCGCGCCAGAUGCGUCAAUUCUGAUAGUAAGAAAUCGGAAGAGAGCAACACAUUGUCAAGCUCAUUGUCAACAAUUCCGAUCACUGGUGGAAAUAGCAGUCCCGGCCAGUCGCGUGUUCUCGUCAAAGGUCACACGGUUUCAAGUUGCACACCUCGUUUCGGGUAA